CAGCCGCCGCGUGGCAGCGGCGCGCCGUGCCGCCGCGUCCGGACACUCAGUACAGCGGCGGAACCCAGCUGAUCCCGCGCGACUCAACACACGGAGCAGCCUCAGCAUGGGCGAGGACAAGGCGGCCACUCCGCUGCUGCCGCUGGCCGUACGGCAGGGUAUCAGCCACGCGGUGUCGGCCUCUCAGCGCCGCUCGCUGGUCAGCCGGCUGGUGCUGGUCGUCGUGGUCACUGCCGUACUCUACUGCCUGCUGGUCGUGUCCAGCUCGUCCCUGCCGGCUCGGCAGCAGGUCCUUAAUGCCAACAUUUACGUCGAUCAGCACACGGACGCAACGGCGCCGCCGCCGCCGGCACCGACGCGCGUGCAGACGACCACCACUGAGGCGCCCUUCCACGCGGCGACGACCAUGAAAGCGGAGACGGGGCCGCACCAGCUGCACUUCCGGCAGCCGCCCAAGAGCGUGGUGGUGGUGCGCCGAGGCGGCGACGUCCAGCUCGACUGCAGAGUCGAGUCCAAACCACACGCCAUCGUGACCUGGUACAAGGACGGCGAUAACUUCCUCACAAUGGGAGGCAGGACGUACGUCGACGACAGCCGAAUCAGCGCUCACGUAGGAGAGAAGGGUCUGAACUGGGCCCUCCGGAUCCGUGAUGUGAAGAUGACCGACGCCGCGUCAUACACCUGCCACAUGGCGCUGGCCUCGGACGGUAUCGUUAACGUCGAGCUGGACGUAAUCCCUGCGAUUGGAGACGAAGAGCUGCCGGCGCCGAGAAUGACCAGCAAGCUGGGAGACAUCCUCGUUCCUGGCUUCGAGACCACUCCGGACGUAUGCCCGGAAGAGGGCACCAACAGGGAGCUGCUGAUCGGGCUGGUCUCGCACCCGCAGUACGUCACCUCGCGGGACAGGGUGCGCAACACCUGGCUCCAGCUGCUCGACAAGAGGACAUGGGCCGCCGUGUUCGUCAUGGGCAGCAUCAGUCCCGCCAUCAUGGAGGGGAACAAAGACGAGGCCAAGAAACACGGCGACGUCGUGAUCGGCAAGUUCCGCGACGUCAGUGCCGAGCCGUACACGGAGGGCGUGAAGCGUCUGGCGCUUCUCAACUGGGUGAUCGAGCACUGCCGGUUCGCCAACUUUACACUGGUCGCCACGCACAACGAGUUCGUGAACCCGACACUGCUGAAGACGCUCAUCAAGGACCUGAACCCGGACGAGCCGGCCAUCUACGGCAUCACGGGCGGCAACCGGACGGUGGCGCGCGACCCCAACGACCCGUCCUACCUGUCGUACGCGUCCUACCAGCGCAGCCAACUGCCCGAGUACGCCUCCGAGCCGACCUUCCUGGUGUCCCGCGCCGCAGUGGGGAUGCUGACAGAGGCGGCGGCCACCAUCAACGCCAUCCCGCUCUACCACAUCCUGCUUACAGGAAUCGCAGCCGAAAAGGCCGGCGUCAAACGGGUUCACAUGCCGCAGCUCUUCAAGGCGAGUCAGAGUAUCGAAGCGUGUGACUUUGAGAAAUUCGCUGUCGGUCACUCGUGGGGUGAGCCCCUCGAUAAAAAGGUGGCCAAGAAGAUUGAAUCCGGAAAAGGUUGUUAGUGAUGACUGAUCAGGGCAAUGCCGAGGUCUGCGAUCGAGAGAGUAAUUUGUUAAGUGUUACGAUCUUCAUUCUGCUAAGUUA
Messenger RNA from Amphibalanus amphitrite, 1676 nucleotides. RefSeq lists its product as uncharacterized. Gene Ontology annotation, molecular function: hexosyltransferase activity. The transcript has 6 exons. The record is from RefSeq and is a predicted model, not a curated record. The coding region runs from base 107 to 1594 and encodes 495 amino acids. NCBI's taxonomy places the organism in Eukaryota, Metazoa, Arthropoda, Thecostraca, Balanomorpha, Balanidae. Gene Ontology annotation, cellular component: membrane.